AGUAAUGUAACAAGUAAACAACAACACUGUCUUUUUUCCUUUCUAGCUUUCCUACCAUGGAAGCCAAUCUCAAUUUCAGCGUGUGAAUCCUCAUUUCAAUUCUUGCUUUUGUUUGUUUAAGAUAGUUGGUGUGUACAAGAGGAAAGGGCCUGAAAGUGGCGUGUCUUCUACGGAGGUUUCACCACAAAACGGUGGAGGAAUCUUCUUCCUUCGUUCCAUUUCGAAGAUAUCCGAGUACCCUUUGAUUCAACUUUGGAUCUUCAGCUCUGAUUUUCUGUCAUUGGUGGAUUUAACAACACUUGGGGUUUUUUUUCCCUCGGGCGAAUUGUGAGCGACAAGCACAAAGAAGACGUGCAUUCUUUCUAGAAGGGAGAGAAAAUGGCGACAUUUCAAGAUAUUGGGGUUGCAGCUGCCAUAAACAUUUUGAGCGCAUUUAUUUUCUUUGUGGCAUUUGCUAUUUUGAGGCUUCAACCUUUCAAUGAUCGGGUAUACUUCCCAAAAUGGUAUCUGAAGGGUUUAAGAACAGAUCCUCUACACGGAGGAGCAUUUGUGCGCAAGUUUGUCAAUUUAGAUUGGAGAUCAUAUCUUAGGUUUUUGAAUUGGAUGCCAGCUGCACUUAGAAUGCCAGAACUCGAGCUUAUUGAUCAUGCUGGAUUGGACUCUGUUGUUUACUUGAGGAUUUACUUGCUAGGACUUAAAAUCUUUGUUCCUAUAGCAUUCCUGGCAUGGGCAGUUCUGUUUCCUGUCAACCGGACAAGUACUGGGCUAGAAGGAGCUGGAGUAAACAACAUAACUUCUAGUGACAUUGAUAAAUUCUCAAUUUCAAAUGUCCAUAAAGGAUCUGAAAGGUUUUGGGCACACAUUGUAAUGGCUUAUGCAUUUACCUUUUGGACAUGCUAUAUUUUGCUAAAGGAGUAUGAAAAAGUUGCCUCAAUGAGAUUGCAAUUUCUUGCAGCAGAAAAACGUCGUCCGGAUCAAUUUACGGUGCUCGUUAGAAACAUUCCACCAGAUCCUGAUGAAUCUGUAAGUGAGCUUGUGGAGCACUUUUUUCUGGUCAAUCAUCCAGAUAACUAUCUUACUCACCAGGUUGUUUAUGAUGCAAACAGACUAGCAAAGGUUGUUAAAAAGAAGAAGAAGUUGCAGAAUUGGCUUGUCUAUUAUCAAAAUAAACUUGAACGAACUUCAAAAAGACCUGAAAUGAAGACUGGUUUCCUUGGUCUUCGUGGAAAGAAAGUGGAUGCUAUUGAUUAUUAUACCACUGAAAUUGACAAGCUUGCAAAAGAAAUAGCUUUAGAGAGGGAUAAGGUCACUAAUGAUCCCAAGUCUAUCAUGCCCGCUGCAUUUGUUUCGUUCAAAAGUCGAUGGGGUGCUGCAGUUUGUGCACAAACUCAACAAACCAGAAAUCCAACAAUUUGGUUGACUGAGUGGGCUCCCGAGCCACGGGACAUCUAUUGGUCAAACUUGGCAAUUCCAUAUGUUUCCCUCACUGUCAGAAGGUUGAUCAUAGCUGUUGCAUUCUUUUUUCUCACUUUCUUUUUUAUGAUCCCCAUUGCUAUUGUACAAACUUUUGCGAGUCUUGAUGGAAUCCAAAAAGCAGCACCAUGGUUGAAGCCACUUAUUAAUGUCCCUAUCAUUAAGUCAUUCAUUCAAGGUUUUUUACCUGGUAUUGUAUUGAAGCUUUUCCUCAUCUUUUUGCCUGCAAUAUUGAUGAUAAUGUCAAAAUUCGAAGGCUUUGGAUCUAUAUCAUCUCUGGAGAGAAGAUCAGCUUCUAGAUAUUAUCUUUUCAAUUUUGUGAAUGUAUUUCUUGGGAACAUAAUUACCGGAACAGCAUUUCAACAGCUGGACUCUUUCAUUCACCAACCAGCCAAUGAAUAUCCUGUAACAAUUGGAACUUCGAUUCCUUUGAAAGCAAGUUUCUUCAUUACUUAUAUAAUGGUUGAUGGUUGGGCCGGUAUAGCUGCAGAGGUUUUGAUGUUGAAACCACUAAUCAUAUAUCACUUGAAGAAUUUCUUCUUGGUGAAGACUGAAAAGGACAGGGAAGAGGCCAUGGAUCCUGGGAGUAUUGGUUUCAAUACUGGAGAACCACGUAUACAAUUGUACUUUUUGCUGGGUCUAGUCUAUGCUGCAGUGACACCUUCUGUUCUUCCUUUCAUAAUAAUUUUCUUUGGGCUUGCCUAUGUUGUGUUCCGUCAUCAGAUAAUCAACGUUUAUAAUCAAGAGUAUGAGAGCGGUGCUGCAUUCUGGCCAGAUGUCCAUUUUCGAGUCGUGUUUGCACUGAUAGUCUCACAGAUAGUUCUGAUGGGACUCCUGACCACCAAAAAGGCUGCUUCAUCAACUCCAUUUCUCAUUGCACUCCCAAUACUGACCAUAUGGUUCCAUAGAUACUGCAAAGGCCGUUUUGAAUCUGCAUUUGUUAAAUAUCCCUUACAGGAAGCAAUGAUGAAAGAUACAUUAGAACGAGCUACAGAACCUAACCUGAACUUGAAAGGUUACCUUCAGAAUGCCUAUGUUCAUCCUAUUUUUAAGGCUAGCAUGGAUGAUGAUGAUGAUGAUGAUGAGGAAGAGAUAAUGAGUCAAAAGUGGGAAACUGAGAGUGUUACUGUGCCCACAAAACGCCAUUCACGAAGGAGUACACCAUUGCCCAGCAGAAUUAGUGGUGCAUCAUCUCCAUCUCUGCAAAAUCAUCCAGAACCAUAAAUCAUGGACCAAUGAAUGAUGUCAUCAUUAUUGACCGGACAUACUAGGAUGGAUGUGCAUAUAUUUACAUAUAUGAUGGGUUACAUACAUCAGUGGACAUGUGCUUGCAGCAGCAUAAGCUGGGAAAGCUAUCGGCGGAUGAAAAGUACCACGUGCAGACUAUAAGGCAGAGAUUCUUUGAUAAUAUUUCGGAUUUUGUUAAUAUUGAAUUUGUGCCUCCAAGUAGAUAAACAUGCUUUUCAAAUCUAUAUACCAAGAAGCACAUAGAGGAUGUGCAUGACAUUACACCACGGAAUAGUGUAAAUUAUCCAAAAACUGAUCAUUUAGAUUGUGUGUAUAAUUUUUCUCGUUUCAUCUUACCUUCUGCUUUUCCU
Molecule: messenger RNA, 3071 nt
Organism: Gastrolobium bilobum
Lineage: Eukaryota; Viridiplantae; Streptophyta; Magnoliopsida; Fabales; Fabaceae
Product: calcium permeable stress-gated cation channel 1-like
Exons: 12
Coding region: 379-2697 (772 amino acids)
Cellular component (GO): plasma membrane
Molecular function (GO): calcium-activated cation channel activity
Source: RefSeq, a predicted model, not a curated record